Molecule: messenger RNA, 821 nt
Organism: Raphanus sativus (radish)
Lineage: Eukaryota; Viridiplantae; Streptophyta; Magnoliopsida; Brassicales; Brassicaceae
Product: ferredoxin, root R-B1
Exons: 2
Coding region: 175-639 (154 amino acids)
Biological process (GO): electron transport chain
Cellular component (GO): plastid
Molecular function (GO): electron transfer activity; 2 iron, 2 sulfur cluster binding
Source: RefSeq, a predicted model, not a curated record
CGGUAAAUGAAGAAAAAGAUAAAAUAAAAGUCGACGAAGUUGGGCCGUCACGGCCUUCGAAAAGCCACACUUCCCGAUUCUUCCGUUCUAUAUAAAUCAUUCACUUCUCCACCAACCCUCUCGUAGUCUCCGCCUCCACCUACCUUCUCUGUCUCUCCCUCUCCAUAAAAUAAAAUGGCAACCGUUCAAGUUUCUACCACUAGCAUGACCACCACCAAGGCGGUUCUUAGAAGCCAGCCCACCAACAAGCUCACCACUAACAGAGUCUCCGUUGGAUCAGUCAAUAAAGUCUCGAGAUCCUUUGGCUUGAAAUGCUCAGCCAGCUCUGGUGGUGCCACCAUGUCAGCAGUAUACAAGGUCAAGCUCAUCGGACCCGAUGGCCAAGAAAACGAGUUUGAUGUCCCUGACGACCAAUACAUAUUGGAUGCUGCUGAAGAAGCUGGAGUUGACUUGCCUUACUCUUGCAGAGCCGGUGCCUGUUCCACCUGCGCCGGUAAGAUCGAGAAAGGUCAAGUUGACCAGUCUGAUGGUUCGUUUCUUGAGGAUCAUCACUUUGAGAAAGGUUAUGUCUUGACUUGUGUGGCUUACCCGCAGUCUGACCUUGUGAUCCAUACCCACAAAGAAGAGGAACUCUUCUAAGCCUGGUCUCUCUCUAUUUGGUGGUAAUGAUGCAAAUUGUUGUUUUCGUGUUUUUAUUAUCAAGUUUCAAAAGGGGUAUAUGCUUUUGUAUGAAAACGUCUCCUGAUAUGCCUUUUUUAGUGUUCAUCAAUCGUCACUGUGUUGCAACUGGUUAAUAAAAGAGUUUAUGGCUUCUCGUCUCA